Molecule: messenger RNA, 1229 nt
Organism: Etheostoma spectabile (orangethroat darter)
Lineage: Eukaryota; Metazoa; Chordata; Actinopteri; Perciformes; Percidae
Gene: rgra
Product: retinal G protein coupled receptor a
Exons: 7
Coding region: 316-1203 (295 amino acids)
Biological process (GO): phototransduction; visual perception; G protein-coupled receptor signaling pathway
Cellular component (GO): membrane
Molecular function (GO): G protein-coupled receptor activity
Source: RefSeq, a predicted model, not a curated record
UAUCAGCAACGGCUGCAUCCUCACUGGGAGCCAGAGACACAAAGGCGUGUUGUGUAACUAAUUGAGGGCUUUACUGGUUGCGGUGGGUAAAUACGCAUUAGGUUUUUUUAGCAGUUGGUGGUUACGUUCAUUAAGACAUUCCUGCACGGAUUGGGGCGGCAGAGGGCUUUACAUAAUAAGGUACAUGAUUUUCACGUGAAAUGCCCCUUUAAAAACGGGCUCCCUUCGGCCACAUUAAGGCACAUCGUAAACGAGCGGACAGGGUGGAGUGAAAAGUCUGUGACAGCUGGACUUUAUUGUCAAUACGACUUUAGGAUGGCCUCGUCUUACCCUUUACCGGAGGGCUUCUCCGACUUUGAUGUGUUCUCCCUAGGAUCGUGUCUGCUUGUGGAGGGUCUGCUGGGCUUCUUUUUAAAUGCGGUGACAAUCGUUGCUUUCCUCAAAGUGAGAGAGUUGAGGACCCCAAGUAAUUUCCUAGUGUUCAGCUUAGCGAUGGCUGACAUGGGCAUCUCUACGAACGCCACCAUCGCCGCUUUCUCUAGCUUCCUGAGGUACUGGCCUUAUGGCUCCCAAGGAUGCCAGACUCACGGUUUCCAUGGCUUCAUGACAGCUCUCGCCAGCCUCCACUUUAUAGCCGCCAUCGCCUGGGACAGAUACCACCAGUAUUGCACAAGGACAAAACUGCAGUGGAGCAGCGCCAUCAGUCUGACUGUAUUUAUCUGGCUCUUCGCUGCCUUCUGGGCUGCCAUGCCCCUCGUUGGCUGGGGAGAGUACGACUACGAGCCCCUUAGGACAUGCUGCACUCUGGACUACAGCAAGGGAGACAGAAACUAUGUGUCCUACUUGAUCCCCAUGAGCAUCUUCAACUUGGCCAUCCAAAUGUUUGUUGUCAUGUCAUCUUACCAGUCCAUUGCACAGAAAUUCAAAAAGACUGGAAACCCCAGGUUCAACCCCCACACUCCUCUUAAGACUUUGCUGUUCUGCUGGUGCCCCUAUGGCAUCCUGGCUUUCUACGCCGCUGUGAAGAACGCCAACCUGGUGUCCCCCAAGCUCAGGAUGGUGGCUCCUAUUCUGGCUAAGACCUCUCCCACCUUCAAUGUUUUCCUGUACGCUUUGGGAAAUGAGAACUACAGAGGAGGUAUCUGGAAGUUCCUCACUGGAGAAAAGAUGGCUGUGCCUCAAAUUGAGAACAAGUCCAAAUAAACUAAGCAUGAAUAAUAGCACACACA